AUGCCGACCGCCAACUGUUUGCUCAAGGCUGCCCUGUGGCAGAAGCUCAUUCUGGCCUUCAUUUGGUAUCUUGGUCAGGUUUGGAUCAAAGACGUUGAAGUGGAACCCGAUAGUUCGGAUUAUGGUAGGGCUGAUGCCAAAGAGGGAAAGUGGCGCUUCUAG
Molecule: messenger RNA, 162 nt
Organism: Neurospora tetrasperma FGSC 2508
Lineage: Eukaryota; Fungi; Ascomycota; Sordariomycetes; Sordariales; Sordariaceae
Exons: 2
Coding region: 1-162 (53 amino acids)
Source: RefSeq, a predicted model, not a curated record